Solea senegalensis (Senegalese sole) is the source of this 2300-nucleotide messenger RNA. RefSeq names its product pleiomorphic adenoma gene-like 2 (gene plagl2). The record is from RefSeq and is a predicted model, not a curated record. Gene Ontology annotation, molecular function: RNA polymerase II cis-regulatory region sequence-specific DNA binding; DNA-binding transcription factor activity. Bases 172 to 1971 code for a protein of 599 amino acids. NCBI's taxonomy places the organism in Eukaryota, Metazoa, Chordata, Actinopteri, Pleuronectiformes, Soleidae. The transcript is spliced from 3 exons. Gene Ontology annotation, biological process: regulation of transcription by RNA polymerase II.
CAGACACAAAAGAAGGGAAGAGUUUUAAAAGAUUUCCUGCUGAACCAUUGGAUCGGCCUGUGAAAGUCCCCUGUUGUCAAACACCCUGAAACUGUCCACGUUGAGCAGGCGAGGCAAGUGAGGGGGGGGGCAACAAGUAAGAUUUAAUGGCAGCGGCACUCUAGGGCUGCCAUGGCAGCUGCUGCCGCUGAUGCCUCACACCGUUUUACCGCACUGACGCCGGAGGAAGAGGGACGACGGACUGCCGCCAAGCUGUUUGGGAGCGCUGUCCAGCUGCCACGGACGGAGAGAGAGCGAGACAGGGGGAAAGAGAGAGACAGGGAGCGGGACGGGCAGGGGGACGAGGUCGGGAGCGAGUGUUUGGUGUGCGGGGCUCUGUUCGCCUCGCAGGAGAAGCUGCAGGUCCACGCCCUGAGUCACACCGGAGAGAAACCCUUCCACUGCUCACAUCCACACUGUCUCAAGGCCUUCAGCUCCAAAUACAAACUGUUCAGGCAUAUGGCCACGCAUUCUCCACAGAAGACCCAUCAGUGCUCAUUCUGUGAGAAAAUGUUCCACCGCAAAGACCACCUGAAAAACCACCUGCAGACCCAUGACCCUAACAAGGAGGCCUUCAAGUGUGAGGAGUGUGGGAAGCACUACAACACCAAGCUGGGUUACAAGCGCCACAUGGCCAUGCACUCCGCUACGGCGGGGGAUCUCACCUGUAAAGUCUGCAUGCAGAGCUACGAGAGUACGCCGGUUCUCCUGGAGCACCUCAAGAGCCACUCUGGGAAAUCUUCAGGAGGCACCAAGGAGAAGAAACACCCGUGUGACCACUGUGACCGUCGUUUCUACACCAGGAAGGAUGUGAGACGGCACAUGGUGGUCCACACGGGCCGGAAGGACUUCCUGUGCCAGUACUGUGCUCAGCGCUUUGGCCGGAAGGACCACCUGACACGCCACGUGAAGAAGAGCCACUCGCAAGAGCUGCUGAAGAUCAAGACGGAGCCACCAGACAUGUUAGGUCUUUUAGCUUCUGGGUCACCACCCUGCUCUGUGAAGGAGGAGCUCAGUCCCAUGAUGUGUGGCAUGGGUCCCAACAAAGAUCCCAUGAUUGGCAAACCGUUCCCAAGUGGAGCUCCCUUUCCAAUGGGCAUGUACAACCCCCACCAUCUCCAGGCGAUGUCCAACACUGGGGUAGGUCACCCACACCCGUCCCUGAUGCCCAGCCCCUUGUCUGCAGCUAUGGGCAUGGGCUGUCACAUGGAAUCCCCUGGAUCUCUUCAUCCACACUCCCACCACCACCACCACCAUCACCACCAUCAUCAUCAUCACCAUUCCCCUCCACUUCCCCCCCACCACCAGUCUCCGGGUCCCCAGCAGCAGCACCAGCCCCAGCCAGCCCCCAAAUACCAGCUGGGAUCUACCUCAUACCUGCUGGACAAGCCCUUGAAAAUGGAGAUGGAGAGCUUCCUCAUGGAUCUGCAGAGUGGCUUGCCAGGUCCAGUUCCCUCUAUAGAGCCCCACGCUGCUGCCUCGCCCCCCAAGGACGGACUGGAGCCCACCUCGGGCCUGACAGACGAGCUUUGCGGGGAUCCACUCCUGUCCAAGAGUCCCGCCGUGAUCGCAGAGUCUCUGUGUGCUGCUAACAUGGACUUCUCCCACUUGCUGGGGUUCCUGCCCCUCAACCUGCCCCCCUACAGUGCCCCCAUGAGCACGGGAGGGCUGGUGAUGGGCUACACCUCAUCUGCGACCUCCUCCUCCUCGUCCUCUUCCUCCUCCUCAUCUCUGCAUGCUGUCGAGCCCCACGCCGCUGCAGUCGCUGCGGCAGCAGCUGCUGUACCUCUUACCUCUUUGCAACCGCAACCUCAGGAGCAGCAGAGCUCCGGCGGGGGUCUGGGCCUCGGAUCCUUGCACCCACUUGCCCCAGUGUUCAGCUCCAGCCUUAGUACCACCACUCUGCCUCGCUUCCACCAGGCCUUCCAGUGAAAGAGAGCGCGGCGCUGCCCAGGCCAGGACGGUCUGCCACGACAGCCUCAGCUCCACUCAGACUCAGAGGCUUUUUCAGGCGUUGGCUCUUCACUGAGCCUCAUUAAAAAGUAGGAGAAUUCAAAUAAAAAUAAAAACACACUCACACACACACACACAAGCACAGAAGCCUUUAAAGAAAGUCCACAAAAGCUUUUGAUUGAGGAAGUUAAACCCCUUAAAGCAAAAAAAGGAAAAUGUAAGAAACCAAGAUGAUGCAGCUUUUAUUUGGGCUCCUCCCCCCCCGCCCCCCAUAUCCCAUAGUUAUAACGAUAUAUUAACCCUUCUUU